CCUCUAUUUACGCAGAUCCACUGUUUUUGGUCCAAUUCUAUGUCCAGAUCACAUCCUGCAUAAAUCUAUUAAAAAACUGCAGACCAACCAUGUGACCUCUUUGCAUUCCUUGGCAGGAAUUUUAUCAAUAAACGAUCCAAAUUUAAUUCAACGUCUUCUCUUCCCCGCUCGGCAACGCAAUCGUGCGAACUGGAAAUGUGGCUGUGGUCUCCUACCAUUGCUUGCUUUUGGACCAUACAACUCUUACUCCCUUCAUGGCAGUUGGAGGAUCGCAGGAGUAUUGAGCCGGUCGUCACGAUCAGGAAUGGAACUCUAGUUGGCCGACAGAAUGUCCAUUACAAUCAAGAUUUCUUUCUUGGAAUUCCAUAUGCCCAGCCACCCGUAGGAGAAUUACGAUACCAAAGUCCCCAGUCGCUGAAUGAGUCGUGGGAGAUCCCGAGGCUGGCAAAGACGUACGGAUUCUGGUGUCACUCUGCACCUCUUUCUCUGCCGGGCUACACCCAGGAGGGAUUCCCUCAUGAGGAAAACGAGGACUGUCUAACAAUAAAUGUUGUCCGCCCGACUGGAGUGACCGCUUCUGCUCAGCUACCGGUCCUGGUGUAUAUCUACGGUGGCGGGUUACAAGAAGGGGGCAGCGCAGAUCAGCGAUACAACAUGUCCUUCCUGGUCCGGGAGUCGGUCAAGAUGGGCACUCCCACGAUCGGAGUUAGCUUUAAUUACCGAGUGUCUGGCUUUGGAUUUCUGUCUGGUCGCGCUGUGAAUGAUUUUGGGGUCGCAAACCUUGGCUUAUACGACCAACGAAAGGCGCUACAUUGGAUCAAUGAGAAUAUUGCGGCGUUUGGCGGGGACCCGACUCAGGUCACUCUCCAGGGAGAGUCGAGUGGAGCUUUGUCGGUGGGAUAUCAUCUCCUUGCAUACGGUGGCCGGGACGAUCGACUUUUCCGCGCCGCGAUUGCGGAGAGUGGUGGCCCUCUUAGCUCGGCAGCCCUUAUACCGCUGGACGAACAAGAGCUGAUGUAUCAAGAUGUUCUCAACGCGACUGGAUGUGCUGCUACAACAGAGACCCUCGACUGCCUACGGCAGGCACCGGUUGAGUCGCUUAAAGCUUCAUUCCAGGGAAGAUUCUUCUUCCCGGUGAUCGACGGGAAAUUUAUCACUGGCUACCCCUCGAAUGCCCUGAAGCAGGGGAAGUUCGUCAAAGUACCAUUACUGAUCGGAUCCAACUUGAACGAAGGAACAGGAUACAUCGCUUCAGGGUCAUUCGGCGCGGUGAAUAGACCGGCAGACCUCAGAGCUGUGAUCACCGGGUUUGGACCGGGGAAGUAUCUUACCAAAAGAACACUGGCCGAGAUAGUUAACAGAUAUCUUCAACUCCCUGUGGAGGAAGUUCAAGCGGACCUGGGAACAGUUCGCAUGUCCCCUGGUCCGCAGUAUGGCUGCCUCUAUGGACACAGUACGUUCUAUAUUGGAGACUACCUAGUCAACGCCCCCAAGCGCUACAGUGCUCAGAUGUGGGCUGAGCAUGGAGCGGCCGUCUAUAGCUAUCUCUUUGACGUGGUUCCAAAUGGCGUGUCGCCUCAGGUCCUCGGAGCGGCUCACUUUCAGGAGAUCGCCUUCGUGUUCAGGAACUUUGCCGGAGUGGGAUACACGAUCCCUCCUCUGACUUCUUCUGACGAAGACGUCGAAACGCAAUUAAGAGAUGCAAGUCAACUGAUGACCCGCAUGUGGCUUAGCUUCAUAACCACGUUAUCACCAAAUAAUCAUCAGAGUAUGUCGGUUCCUUCCUGCCUACCAUUUGGUGACUCACUGUAUGCAGUUCCCGAUCUUGAGGUCGAAUGGCCCGUGUAUCAGAAAGCGUCGUCGAACAAUCUUGUCAUUCGCCUUGAGAACGCUACGAUCGAGGCCGAUACCUGGAGGUCGAAGGCCAUUCAACGUAUCAUAGACGCUUUUGAUGAGUACAAAUUUUAGAUGCGUAGUCUCCUUUGCAGAAUACAAAAAAAGUAGGUACUUGGUACUCGUUCGAUUUUUAUUUGGCUAUGUACUAUUUGCUAGCCCACCCUAGCAUUCUGCCACCUCCCCAUGCACCUAAGUAUCUUGAAGGCGAUUGCCGUGGGGAUAUGGCCUUCAAGCAGUGGGGUGAAGCAGAGUUGUAGAUCGAGUAGUAGUGUGGGCGCAAUGAAGCCCGAAGGAUAGACGAUUUUUUCCUCUACUCGCUCAACCACGAACUGGUCCCCAAUCAGAACAACCUGUCUUUUCAUCAGAGCAAGCGCUAAAUGCCGUCCGACACAGCUUCUCGC
Aspergillus alliaceus is the source of this 2297-nucleotide messenger RNA. RefSeq names its product Alpha/Beta hydrolase protein. Bases 196 to 1968 code for a protein of 590 amino acids. The transcript has a single exon. Gene Ontology annotation, molecular function: carboxylic ester hydrolase activity. The record is from RefSeq and is a predicted model, not a curated record. NCBI's taxonomy places the organism in Eukaryota, Fungi, Ascomycota, Eurotiomycetes, Eurotiales, Aspergillaceae.